Alternaria burnsii is the source of this 2226-nucleotide messenger RNA. RefSeq lists its product as uncharacterized. NCBI's taxonomy places the organism in Eukaryota, Fungi, Ascomycota, Dothideomycetes, Pleosporales, Pleosporaceae. Bases 1 to 2226 code for a protein of 741 amino acids. The record is from RefSeq and is a predicted model, not a curated record. Gene Ontology annotation, molecular function: DNA-binding transcription factor activity, RNA polymerase II-specific; DNA binding; zinc ion binding. Gene Ontology annotation, biological process: regulation of DNA-templated transcription; DNA-templated transcription. The transcript has 3 exons.
AUGUCUUCGGACAUACCUACGCCUGAGCUCAGUGCUGAUGCUCUAUCUCCACUAGCUGCUACAAGCAAGCCGCAGCGCGUACUUUCGUGCGUGCUGUGCGCGCAAAGAAAGGUCAAGUGCGAUCGAAAAUAUCCUUGUUCCAACUGCACCAAAGCCGGUACACAAUGCAUAUCCGCUGCGACAAUACCCCGGCAGAGACGCCGUAGAUUUCCUGAGCGAGAGUUGCUCGAUCGCCUGCGCCACUAUGAGGAUCUCCUUACGAAAAACGGCAUUGCUUUUCAAGCCUUGCAUGCGUCUUCGAACCCGCCAACGCAACCCGAAGAAAGAAGCGACAGUCGUAAUAAGGAGUACACUAGGACUCAGCUAUCCUCCACAGAAGAUGCCGAGUAUUCCCAAGCCAAGUAUAAAGAAGCUGUAACACUAGGAAGAAACACUUCUAAUCGCAAUAGGAGUUUUUGGCAUGCCAUGAACCGAAGAGCAUAUGAUGCUGAUGAUAAUGCCAGCGACGAUGGUUCUGACCACAGUUGUUCGUCUCGACACGCACUACGACAAGCACAAAUUGUGAAAGCAUGGGAUUAUCUCUAUGCACACGAAUUGCACCGCAGCGAGGACCUACUAUUUUGCUCGCGUAGCGCAGAUGUCAGCCUCUCAACCUUACAUCCACCACAAGCCCAGAUCUUCAAGCUCUGGCAACUGUACCUGGAAAAUGUUGAUCCAUUGCUGAAGCUUACCCAUACCCCCACCCUCCAAGCACGCAUCAUCGAUGCCGCUAGCGACAUUUCCAAUAUCGAUCCUAACUUGGAGGCUCUCAUGUUCUCAAUCUACUGCAUGGCUAUUUUCAGUCUGGAUCAAGAGCAGUGUCAAGCGAUGUUUGGAAGGCGUAGAUCAGAAAUUAUCAGAGGCUACCAGGUGGGUGCAAGAGAGGCGCUAGUGAAUUGUGAAUUUUUGAAAUCCAGCGAUAGAGAAUGUUUGACAGCUCUUCAUCUCUACUUGAUAUCACUCAAGCCUGACACAGACCCACGGUCACUGUCGUCUAUGCUAGGAGCUGCUGUUCGCAUUGCCCAGCGAAUGGGCAUCGACACAGAAUCUACCAACGCCAGGCACUCCGUGCUCGAGGCUGAGCUCCGCAGAAGGCUGUGGUGGUCUCUUACACUUUACGACAACCGUAUGGCCGAAAUGACUGAGUGCAAGACCACUAGCUUGCUUCCAACGUGGGACUGCAAACCUCCGCUCAAUGUCAAUGACUUCAGUUUACGGGCCGAGAUGAGCACUCAGCCUGCUGAGUUCGGGGUUUCAUCCGAAGCACUGUUUACAGUGAUACGCAGUCAGAUUGGCGAAUUCGUGCGUCAAAGCCCCUCUCAUCUGGAUUUUAUCAACCCAGCCCUAAAAACGUUUUCGAAGAAGGCCUCCGUUUCUGCUCAUUCAGAAUUCGACGAACUUACAGAGCUCGAUUCGACGAUGGAGCGAAAGUAUCUUGCGCAUUGCGAUGCCCAGAACCCGUUGCACUUCCUGACUAUAUGGACGACACGCGCAUCACUUGCAAAGAUCGGAUUCGCAAAUUACCUAUCGACCAAUUCGCAGAAGUUUGGACAGGAAAGCGACGAGCAACGCGACCUCGGUCUUACUUUUGCGCUCCGGCUGCUUGAGUGCGAUACAAUGCUCAUGACAUCACCCCUUAUCAAGAACUUCCGUUGGAUCGUCUACUUGAAUUUCCCCUUUCCCGUCUACGUUCAUCUUGUUCAAGCGUUGAAAAGGCGGCCACUAGGCGAACAUGCAGACCGAUCGUGGCAGGCGAUGAGCGACAACUGCGCCGCUCGUUUGAUGGAUAUCGAGGUAAAGGACAGUCCAAUCGAAACAAAACCGAAAAACCCCUUCUUCACCAUAUUUGCGGGACUCGUACUUCAAGCUUGGUCCGCGCGCGAGGCAGUAUCUGCACAGUCAGAGCCACCAAAGAUUGUGGCGGACAUCAAACGGAAGAUGGCACUUGUGGACGAAAAAGCGGCGGAGGUGCAGUUCCAGACACCAAGUUCCGAUAGCGCCAACCCACAGACAUCCGAGCUCAUGGGUUUGGGAAGUCUCGGUUCCCAAUUAGGAGUUACCGAUGGCAUGAACGUAGACAGUGGAGUUUUCCCUAUGGAUCUCACACAGGCUCCGAUCAACUUUAACGGUAGUCCAUGGACUUGGCAAAUUCCUAAUUGGAACGCGAUGCCUGGCCAAGGAUGGUGA